AUGCCUAAGUUGGUUCCAGUUGUUGUCUACUCUUCCAAUUCUCCUACUGGUAGCUCCACAGAACAAAGUGGUGGUGGUGGUGGCGGGAAGGGUGUGGCUGGGGGUAAUGGUGGUGGUGGUGGUGGUGGUGGGGAAGGUGAUGGUGACGAAGAUGGUAGUAAUGGUGGUGGUGACGGGGAUGGUGGAAACCCCACUGAUGGUGAACAUGUUGAAGAAGUGUGUGAGGAAGGGUGCGAUACGAAGGAUGCUGACAUCUUUAAACGAGACGACAAUGGAGGAUCGUGUGGCUCCAAUGGGCAAUGCGGAGGAGACCCUGCUCCCUGUACCCCUACAGCUCCUGCGCAUGGUACUCCACCUCGAGCUCCUCCUCCUCCACCGAUCCCAGCCCCACGAGCACCUAUGCCAAACCCUAGAACACCACUUGCUCCAGCACCUCCGCGUGCCCCAAGGCCCCGAUCCCCGGCCCGGGCACCCAAAGCACCUGUCAUGGGCGCUCCUGCCCGGGCUCCUCCAGCUAGAGACCAACCGGCCCUCGUCCCCUCAGCUGGAGCUCAUGAUGCUGUAGAUGGGGUAGAUGGCACUAAUGACGCAACUGACGGAGGAUUUGAUGGAGGAAGCAUAGGAGGAGCAGGUUGUGGAAGCGACAGCAGCGAGGAGUGUGACAUCUCUUCACCAGGAGAUGUCGAACCAUCAGAGGGAGGACACGGCGGAGAGGUAACCGAAGGAGAGGUAGACAUUCAUCUAUCCCCUGGGAGAAAUACACCUGCUGCAGCUCCAGUUAGACCCCAUGUCGCAGCCCCAUCUCCACGUCAUCGAAUCUCCAACACUAUUCCUAGAGCUCCUCCCCCAGCUCCCCGCUCUCCCGCUCGCCGUCCAGCGGCUCCAUCCGCUCCUCCACGAAGGCCGGCUCCUCCACCUGUCGUCCCAAAAGCGCCCAAACCAAAAGCACCGAUCCCUCCUCCUCCACCUCCUCCUGCUCCGAAGCCAUCACCGAAAGCGCCAGCUCCGGAACCUGAGACACCAAGUAGAGAUAAGGAAUGCGGGGAAAAUGGAGAAAAUGGAGGGACAAGUAACGGAUGCGACGCUCCAACUAAUGAUAAUGGAUUUGCUGACGAGCCUUGUGAGAUUUGUCCUCGUCUUUUCAUCGCUCAACCGAUGCAAGUGUGUGGGACUGACGGACAAACUUACAGAAGUUCAUGUGAUCUACGACAUUCGGCGUGUGUAAGGAAGGAUCAUCGUCUUAAACAGAUUAGAAACGGACCCUGUUAG
Lytechinus pictus (painted urchin) is the source of this 1269-nucleotide messenger RNA. Its product is annotated as skin secretory protein xP2-like. Gene Ontology annotation, molecular function: protein binding. The coding region runs from base 1 to 1269 and encodes 422 amino acids. The record is from RefSeq and is a predicted model, not a curated record. The transcript is spliced from 5 exons. Lineage: Eukaryota; Metazoa; Echinodermata; Echinoidea; Temnopleuroida; Toxopneustidae.